Messenger RNA from Conger conger (European conger), 2225 nucleotides. RefSeq lists its product as uncharacterized. The coding region runs from base 50 to 1525 and encodes 491 amino acids. The record is from RefSeq and is a predicted model, not a curated record. Lineage: Eukaryota; Metazoa; Chordata; Actinopteri; Anguilliformes; Congridae. The transcript has 10 exons.
GAGAAAAGGAGCCCGGUGGUCUAUAAAUGAGGACAGACUGGAAUUGCCGAUGAGCCCUUGUUCUCCUUCUCGUCUCUGUCUGAUGGAAAGUCAGCCUCAGUACAGUGUCCAGAGAAAAAGAAAGCAUCAUCUGUCUGAAUUGCACAACAAUAGACAGCUCUCACCAGUGUUAGAAUCCAACUUCUCAGACUGCAGUGCUUCCGAUUACCGGCAUGUCGUCUCAGACACCUUCAGUCCCUUAUCAUCAGCCACGUCUGGCUCCCGGAGCGGCACCUUCCCUGUUGGGCAGAGAGGAGAGUUCAAACCUUUCAGUCAGCCGAGAGACGCCAGUCCAUGGUCGGCAAUGUCGCACGGGGCACACAAGGUCCGUUACCCUCCAGUGUCCAGAGUUCAGUUUGGUAGUACGGAAUCCAGUUUCAUUAGCACACAGAAGAGUAGAGGACAUGCAACCACAGGGUGCUUUCUCAGACUCUCUAAAGAUGAGGAGAAUGAUGAGGAGACAGCAUUAAUGGAUUUUGACAGUGGCGAGUACAGCGGUCAAACAACCACAUUUGACAACAGAAAAAUAAGAAUCAGUUUUCAAGAAGAAACACAGAAUUCUAUGCCAUUUGGGCAUCCAAAGGAAUUCCAGACGAGGCACCAGGAAGCUGAUUUUCUGUCUCAGCCUGUGGAUUCAGCAGCAUGUGGUGGGCAUGGCCAGGGCUCUGUGAAGAGCUGUGGAUCUGUGUGCUCCUCUCCCUGUGACGGUCUCUUUAGCUCUGGCUCUGACAGUGUGGGGAGCAGAGGGGGUGAGAGGGAUCAAUUUGUGCCCUCUCUUCUCCAGCCUGUGACGUCACACAGGGCAGCCUGGACAGGGCAGGAGAACCGGCCUUUCAAAACCAGAGAAACCGGGACGCAAACCGACAGCCGGAACGCAAUCUCUCUGCGUCACACUUCUGACGCUUCCACACAGUGCAGUCCGAGGUGGGAGGGUGAAUUCUCCACUUCUCCCAGCGCUGGGCUCCGAUAUUACUCUUGCUCGGUUUCACACCAGAAACACAACCGAGCCACCAGGGGGCAGCGCGUUUCAGCCGAUGAGCUCCUGGAAAUGGAUUCACAUGCAGGAACACCAGACAGGCUCAGAGAGGAGGAGCUUCUUCCCCAGAGUAAAUCCGGAGUAGCAGCUCAGCAGAGCCCAAGGAAUGCUUUAACAGGACAGCUACUCUCAGGAGGACCAAGCUACUGGCCCAAGACCAUGCCUGAGAAUUGGAGACUCAGCACUCCAGCCAUCAACCAUAUCUACUUGAACAAAACUCAAGUGAGGGAAGAGCUAAGGAAGGAACAAACAAAUGGAGGACAGAGGCAGGUGAAACAGGUGGAGAAUUUUGACCACCUGAAACCGGACCCUGCGGAAGACAUGUCAAGAGGAGAAGGAGAAGACCUCACAACUGAGAGCAUCUUGAAGAACAAGGACUCAGACGAGACCGCAACAAUGCAGGAAAUUGCAGAUAUUCUGUUAAUGAUGAAACAAAAAAACAAGUUUUAGGGGAAAAACUUUUACAGUCUAUGCAAGCAUGUGUGUGUGUCUCUGAAUGUCACUGUAUGCUUGUUUGUGCUUGUUUUCUGCCUGUCUUAAGUGCAUACUGCGUGUGUACAGUAGUACAGUAAAUUAGACAUGAAAUGAUUUGCAUCCUUUUGAUUCAACAUUUAUUAAAGCACUGAAGAUUAUUAGUGCUUAUUUUGACCAUUUACAUAUUCAAGGGGUCAAAUUUCAUGAAUAUAUGUAGUUUUAUAUAAAGAUGAAUCCUAGGAAAACAUGUACUGCAACAAUAAUUCAAUUUACUAUACAGCACUGAUAUGUAUGUAUAUGUGCAUAUAUAUAUACACACAUACACUUAAUCACUAGAUUGUCAUAAACUGUACAAACAAUAUUAUUUCAUUAUAGCAGUUGUUUUACAUAGGAAAAUUGUUCCAUCACAAACGUACAGGACAUCUCUGUAAUAAAACUAAGGACAACACUGGGUUGUAAUGGUCUGAGAUGCUUCCCUUUAUCAAAGUGCAUUCAUAAAGUCACAAUACAUUUACAACUGUCAAACACGAGAAGGCUUUGUUACAUGGCUGCAUGGCAUUUUAAAUAUAUUUAAUUUAAAACCCUUCUGCCAAAAUGUACUUCAUAUUUUCAAAUUAAAUUUAGAAAAAAAUAUUUCCAGUAAAAUAAUUUAGUUAGUAAAGCAUAUCCAACCCCA